This is a messenger RNA of Paramuricea clavata, 3191 nucleotides long. Lineage: Eukaryota; Metazoa; Cnidaria; Anthozoa; Malacalcyonacea; Plexauridae. The record is from the annotation of a GenBank genome assembly.
GGCAUGCAGGAAGUAGAAACAAACGAAGUUCUUGUUGGUGAAGUGGAAACAGGAAGCCAUUUCGAUUAUUGUUCAUUGUAUCAAAAGUUCUAUUCAUUCGAUUCGAAGUUUUGGCAAAAUUACAUUCGGCAUUUUGUUGUUUUCGGGGCAAUUUUAAGGCCUCUUUUUACGAGAUCGAAGAAGAAUGAGUGUUAUUAAGGAAGAUCCAUGCGGUUGGCAGUUGAAAUGCAACUCUCUGCUCGAGCGAAACACUCAGAUGUUUCAGAAUUCCCUUUUGAGUGAUGUCAGUUUUGUGAUAAUCGAAGAAGCCGAAGGCGAUGGAGAAGAACAAGAACCGAGUCGAAGUGAACCGAUUCCCGCACACAAGUAUGUUUUAGCUAUUAGUUCUCCUGUUUUCUUUGCCAUGUUUUACGGGGAAAUUGCCGAAAAAACGAACAGUAUCGAGAUCCCCGAUGCGGAUAAAGACAGUUUUAUAGAAUUUUUGAGCUUUUUGUACACCGAUAAAUGCGAAUUAAAUAUAGAAAGCGUGUCGGUAGUGUUCUAUUUGGCGAAGAAGUAUAUGGUGCCGUCUUUGAUCAGUCACUGUAUCAAUUAUCUGAUCAAGAAUCUUACGGCUCAGAAUGUUUUCAGUAUUCUGUCGUUGGCAUUACAAUUCGAAGAGACACAUCUCGUGAGCAAGUGUUGGAAUAUAGUUGAAAUUCAAUGCGCAGAAGCUCUGACCAGUGAUGGGUUUGUCCGCGUGCCCCACAGUAUCCUCAAAGAUUUGCUAAGUCGAGAUACCCUCGACGUGCAAGAAAUCACCCUCUUCAAAGCGUGCUCACGCUGGGCCGAAUACCAAUGCCGACAACUUGGUGUUUCUGUCACCCCGGAGGAGAAGCGAAAGGUGCUGGGGGAUGCGCUCGACUUGAUUCGUUACCCGGUCAUCGGCGAAGAUCGCUUUGCCCGCGAUGUUGUCCAAACUAACCUGCUCCCACAUGAAACUACUGUUCACGUGUUUCUUAUGUUCAAAAACCUCAUGAAAGAGCAACGCUUCUCAAAGAAACAGCGUAAGAAACGUUGGGAGAUUUUCAUCUGUAAUCGCUACUCUGAUGCCAAGGCGAAGUACUACCUCCCAUUGGUAAAAGAUCGUGAUAACUCGGGCCUGCCGGAUCGGAUAGCCUUUACUGUGAACAAGAGAAUCAUGAUCCACGGCGUUCGAUUGUUUGGCGAGCACACAGGUGAGAAAUAUAAAGUCAAAUUGGAUAUUAGCGACAAUAACAAUGAAGUUGUUGGCUCGAAAGAAGGUGACUUUUCCUCAAAGGUCAUGAACUACCAAGAAAAAGGGUUGUACGUUUUUGACGUGUUUUUUAACGAUCCGGUCGAAGUCAAGAUUGGUACAAGGUACACGCUUGCUGCGCUUCUCGAGGGUCCACGGACAUGUUAUGCCAUCAAUGCAUCCUCAUCGGUAGAUGCAAGUGGGGUCAUUUUUACAUUUUUCGAUGUGGAUAAUUCGUACAGCGAGACCAGUGUCAGAACCGGACAGUUCAUGAACUUGUUUUUCUCGCUGAUCGUCCCAGAGCAAGCGGUAAAAACUGAAUCACCAAACGAGAAGAGGUCGUCAAUCAGCAAAGCAAGAUAAUUACAGAGUUUGGACUUUCUAUGGCCAAAAAGAAAAUAAUGUUGGUUUCAGGUUUUGAUAAUUGUAAUAAUCAAUGUACAAAUAGGACAAUUAAGUCCAUGAUUUUUGGUGUAGUAUUUAUAGCGUGGAAUCUGAAAUCAACUAUUUAUUUUUUGGCCUUACUUCCGUAAACUAUUACCUGUAUCAUAGUAAACUAUUUUCAUGUUUUCAUAUUGUUAUUUUCAUGUUUCGAACAUUACUAGUACUUGCUUUCUAGUCAGACUGUAACUAUUACCUGUAUUAUAGUACUGUAAACUAUUUUUGUAGUUAUGUAUGUAUAUAUUUAUAGCAAGAGCUCAGCACACUUCUUAAUCACUGGUACCGAUAAUGCAACCCUUAGUAUAAGCCAGGGCUUAAAAAAUAGGUGUACAUGUACAAUUGUACAAUUUCUGUUUGCCUUGAAAUCCUUCAGACAAUGAAUAUACAUUUGUCUCUAACCCUGGUCCUGAAAUAUCCAUAUAUUUAUGAAACAUUGAUCUAGAAACAUCGAGUCCACUGCUCCAUUUUUAUACAGGAAUUUUAUACAAGAACUACUAUACAAAAUCAUACUGUACGUCAACAUCGAUUAAACAUAGGUUAACUUAGUACAAACGUACAACCUCGUACAGCAUUUGUGUUUUUUUAAGCCCUGGGUCUGCAUCAGGAUAAAUUGCAGUUGAAUCAUCACAUGUACUGCAUCUGAGACUGGAUGUCAAACUUUGACAUGCGUAUAUUUAAUGCUUCCACAGUCAAAGUAUUGAACUGUUCACUCAUUAUCUGUGCUUCACGAAUUAUAGCCUCAAUGGAACUAUCAUGUGUACUGGCAUAUUUUGUCUUCUGUGCAAAGCAAAAUAAAGAAAGCUUAAGGGAAUAUAUCUUCUAAUUUAAAGCGAGUCAACUGUACGGAAACUAAUUGUUCCUUUGAGCAACUUUGUGCGUAUUCAAACGAUGAUUGAACAGUUGAAUAUUUUGAUCUGCAUAUGUUAUAGUUAAAGUUGAACUGCAAUUUAUCCUGACCCCACUAUUUUGGGUAGUUCCUCGGGUAGAGGAGAAGUGAUCACGUGAUCGGCUAGUUGUGUUGUUUGUGGCGUCAGAUAUAACCAAAUCCCUAUCUCUAAGCCUAACCCUCACCCUAACCCUCACCCUAACCCUUACCCUAACCCUUACCCUAACCUCAAAACUAAUCGCUAUAACUAACUGAUGACGUAGUCUGUGAUGCAAAUUCUUCUACCCGAGGAUGUACCCACUAUUUUGCAAAGAGUCCGCCAGAAAUCAGAAAAUUAAGUUGCUGCUCUAAAUUAUUUAGUCUACCAGGACUUUUAGUAAGCCACCUUGGAUAGGAUUUAUGAAUAAAAAUUGAUAUUAACCACUUCUGUGAGCUUUAAUUUAUGCUUUGCAUAUUGUAAUAUUUAUAUGGUAAAAUUACAGUGAGAAUGUACUGCAUUUUUAAACAGCUUAGCUUCACAACAGAUAAUCUAAAAUAAACAUUUGUUGUGUAAUGUGUGUAAUUGUUAUUGUAGGGUUGUUAUGAUUCCUGUUCCUUUUAAGACAGUGC